Molecule: messenger RNA, 1787 nt
Organism: Peromyscus californicus insignis
Lineage: Eukaryota; Metazoa; Chordata; Mammalia; Rodentia; Cricetidae
Gene: Dcakd
Product: dephospho-CoA kinase domain containing
Exons: 6
Coding region: 213-1082 (289 amino acids)
Biological process (GO): coenzyme A biosynthetic process
Molecular function (GO): ATP binding; dephospho-CoA kinase activity
Source: RefSeq, a predicted model, not a curated record
AGACACUGAGGUCCGAGGCUGCGAUUCGCCAAGAGCCCAUUGCCCCUUGGAGAGGGCUUUCCUACUAGAAGCCAGGUUUGCUCUCGGCUGCCUUCCCCACUCCGGCCUAGGCAGACCUGGGUCUUUGCAAGCCUAAAAGCCAGAGGCAACGGAUUGAGGGUGUGUAGAACGCUGACCCUGAGCCAGAAGACUUGAUUGCUUGAAGGCGAGACAUGAAAAGAAGACUUGAUUGCUUGAAGGCGAGAUGUAAGGUUUCUUGGCUUCUUCAACUUCCAGAAAAGUUGGUACAUUGCUUGUUUUCCAGCCUGGUGGAGCAGCUGAUUGGCAAGUGUGCCAACUGUCCAGUGUUUCCUGGCUCCUACUCUGCCAGUCUCUCUCCUGGGAAGAUGUUCCUGGUGGGCCUAACGGGAGGCAUUGCCUCAGGCAAGAGCUCCGUCAUCCAGGUGUUCCAACAGCUGGGUUGUGCUGUGAUCGAUGUAGACGUCAUUGCCCGGCACGUCGUCCAGCCAGGGUACCCUGCUCACCGGCGUAUCGUAGAGGUCUUUGGCACUGAAGUCUUGCUGGAGAAUGGCGACAUCGACCGCAAGGUCCUUGGAGACCUGAUCUUUAACCAGCCUGAUCGUCGGCAGCUACUCAACUCCAUCACUCAUCCUGAGAUCCGCAAAGAAAUGAUGAAGGAGACCUUCAAGUACUUUCUCCGAGGGUACCGCUACGUGAUUCUGGACAUCCCCCUCCUGUUUGAGACCAAGAAGCUGCUCAAGUACAUGAAGCACACGGUGGUAGUGUACUGUGACCGAGACACACAGCUGGCGCGGCUGAUGAAGCGGAACAACCUGAAUCGUGAAGAUGCAGAGGCAAGGAUCAAUGCCCAGCUGCCCCUGAAGGACAAGGCCCGCAUGGCCAACCACGUUCUAGACAACUCGGGCGAGUGGAGCCUCACCAGACGCCAGGUCAUCCUCUUGCAUGCCAAGCUGGAACGCUCCAUGGAGUACCUGCCACUGAGGCUCGGGUUCCUAACGGGCCUAGCAGGCAUCGCCAGCCUCCUUUACCUGCUCACCCGUUACCUCCUACCUUCUUCUUAACUGGGUACACCAAGGCAGCAAGCCUUAGGCCUCCUCCUUAGAGACCUAAGUCAGGUACCAUGUCCUCAACACUACAUUCACUCAUCCAGUCUGGGACUCAGCAGAAAGAAACUCACUAUCAGGUACCCUUCCCUCCCCCCCCUAGAGCCCCUCAUCCCCUAGUACGCCCUCAGAACAAUAUCCAUGACGGCAGGAGAACAGCAGUCUCUGUGGCCCUCACCAUGGUUACAGCAAUGUAGCCAACAGUUUCUUGGGCUUGAGCCCUCUUGGAGCAUCUGCCCUAUCAUGGCCACAAACUCCCUAGUGGACCACAGCAAAUCCUUCUAAACUGAAGGCCUUCUUCAAACAACUGUCUCCUGGGUUGAAGCCUUUUGCCAGGGUGCAGUGUGACUCCUCUCUGGGGGCUUUACCGCUUAGCCACUGCCCCCCACCACUGCCUCUGAGCUCUGCAAUCCUGGCGUUCCCCAGGCCCCAUGCCGUCUGACCUCUGUGCCUUCCUCCAGAUGCUCCCUGCCCUGCAGUACCUUACCCCUGGCUGCCCCUGGUCAGGCACCCCGUGUUUUAUCUUAAUCCAUGGUAGAAUAACCAACAAGAAACUGAUUUCUCCUAGACUGUAUGCCUCUAGGUGGCAGGGCUGACUCCUCUCCAGUGUACUACAGCCUGCUCUCCACUGGUGCUCAAUAAAUUGAAUUGAUCUAAAAUGUC